This is a messenger RNA of Salmo salar (Atlantic salmon), 3080 nucleotides long. Its product is annotated as myelin-associated neurite-outgrowth inhibitor. Lineage: Eukaryota; Metazoa; Chordata; Actinopteri; Salmoniformes; Salmonidae. The record is from RefSeq and is a predicted model, not a curated record.
UCGUAAAUCCCUGAAUUACGAUGUCAAUGCCUUCAAGAUAACUGGGAAGUCGGGAAAAACGAGCACCGAUUGAGAAAAAUGGUUUUGAACGGUCAUCUAACUCGGAAUUCCAUGUCGGAAACUCGGGCAUCUUUCUAGAGCUCCGACUUUCCGACUUAAAGAUCACUAACGUCAUGAUUUGACCUUGUUUUUCCUGAGAUCCCAGUUUUCGUGACAGCGCCACAAGCUGUACUCGGAAGUGACGCCAGCUGCUGGAUCAUUUUUGUGUGCAGUGAGCCAAGCAUAAAAAAAGUGUCAACUCAACCAGUGAGAACCAAAAUACAAUACCCAAAAGUAAAGAGUCGAGCCAAAGAACAGCAGUCGGAAACUGAGAAAUUACAACUUAUCUGAAAAGAGUGCAUUAUGAACCCAGUGUACAACCCUGCACCAACAGGGGUCCCCUAUGUCAACCCUAAGGGACAUUUAGUAGGAUACCCAGCUGGAUUUCCUGGGGGGUACUCAGCUGGCCCUGCUUACACUCCCAACAUGUACCACCCUGGAGCCAACCACCCAGCCUUCCCCACAGGUUACGUUCCGGGCACUCCUUUUAAAAUGACCUGCUCGCCCACCACAGGGGCUGUCCCACCCUACUCCUCAUCACCCAACCUCUAUCCUGCAGCAGUCUUCCCUGUGAGGAGCACCUACCCCCAACAGAUCCCCUACACACAGCAGCAAGGCACUUACUACACACAGCCUCUGUACGCAGCCCCACCCCAUGUCAUUCAUCACACUACAGUGGUCCAGUCCAAUGGGAUGCCAGCAGCCAUGUAUGCCCCGCCCAUGCACCACCAGUCCCGCCCCCACAACGGCGUAGCCAUGGGGAUGAUAGCAGGGACCACUAUGGCCAUGUCAGCCGGAACUUUGUUGACGCACUCCCCCACCCCCCACCAAGUUACAAUGCCCACAUACCGACACCCAGGCGUACCCACCUACAGCUAUGUUCCCCCCCAGUGGUAAAGUGAUGGCACUGUCAGACGAUGGUAGAUAUGCAUUCACACUCCAGUUGGUGAUGACGCUCUCUGGUGUCUCGUGUCAGCUAUCCUUCCUUCCUUCCUUCCUUCCUUCCUUCCUUCCUUCCUUCCUUCCUUCCAAGCAUACUGUGAAUCUGAAGCCUAACUACAAAACAACACCAGGUGUGUUCAGAACAGGAUGAAGAGAAUAUUCCUACUGCUGACUAUUCCUGUUUUGAAUGAUACUAUCCAAGAAUCCUUCACUCACCGUGCUGCAUAUCUGACAGCUAAGUCUCCAUGCAAACUUGUGUUUUGUGUACUGCCUUGCGAUUUUUAUAGCUAACUCUAUUAAGUGGUGAAAAGGGAGUUUGAAUUUUGUUUAGAUUUUCAGAUCCAUUUUGAGUUGAAUGCAUGUGUGUAUAUACACUGAGUGUAUGAACAUCAGGAACACCUUCCUAAUAUUGAGUUGCACCCCCCUUUGCCCUCAGAACAGCUUUAAUUCAUCGGGGCAUGGCCUCUACAAGGUGUCAAAAGUGUUCCACAGGGAUGUUGGCCCAUGUUGACUCCAAUGCUUCCCACAGUUGUCAAGAUGGCUGGAUGUCCUUUGGGUGGUGGACCAUUCUUGAUAAGCAUGGGAAACCAAUGAGCGUGAAAAACCCAGCAGUGUUGCAGUUCUUGACACAAACUGGUGCGCCUGGCACCUACCAUAACCCAUUCAAAGACACUUAAAUCUUUUGUCUUGCUCAUUCACCAUCUGAUUGGCACACAUACACAAUCCAUGUCUCAAGGCUUGAAAAUCCUUCAAUAAGGGAUCAUAGCUUUCACUUGGAUUCACCUGGUCAGUCUCAUGGAAACAGCAGGUGUUCUUUAAUGUUUUGUACCCUCAGUGUAAAAGAAGAAAUAACACUAGCUCAAUCUACCUUCUGUGACUAAUGCAAAAUCAUCCAAAAGAAUGCAAUUUUGAAUCACUGGUGCCAUUUCUUAAUGUGAAACAUUAAAAGAAAGGAACAAGUUAAUUUCACACAAACAGGUAACUUGAGUUUAACACACAAAGCUGUGCAGAACAAUUGUUUUCGUUGCUUGUUUUUGGUAAUGUUGCUAGGAUGCUAUUAUUUCUCUGGGGGAUGCUGUGUUAACAUUUGUUUGUUGGCCAUUUUUGUAUUAUGGGAAGGUGGGCCUUUUUGAGUUUUAAGCCUCUGUCUCAGAUGUCUGAUAUCCAUUCCAACACGAAAACAUUAUUCACGCUCUUUGCCCAUGGAAGAUGUAGCACAGACUUGAGUCCUAAAGGUCUUAGAUAGGGAAAGGAAACGAAGAGGCCCUGAACAGUGCUUUACUUGGGUAGGAGCUCACCGGACCUGAGUACAGGCACCUCAAAUGUUUUACUGCUUGAGCUCCUGUUCCCAUUAGCUAAAAAGUAUCUGGCACCCAAAAUGAAUACCGGAACCAAUUUCAGUUCAAGUCAAGUACUGGCCCUAAAGGAAGCUAGCAGAAUGACUGACCUGUCAUGACAUUUCAUCUAUUACUGGUCACAAAGGAAAGGAUUUGAGAAAAGGAAGCAAUUUAGAACUAUUCGGACUCCAUCCUACAGUGAGUGAUGGUGCGAGAGCAUUUGUAUGCAUGUGAGCGUGUUUGUGUAUAAUUCUAUUUGCUGAAAGAGGAUUAAAAUACUAAAGCCAUUGUGCAUACAGACGUAAUGUAUGUAUCAUACCUGAACAUUUCUACAGAUUCCUUUCUGUUAUUGGUUUGGGUUUAACCACACCAAGAGCUACAGACUUUAGAAUCACUGCAAAACUGAGACAUUUUAACAGGUUUUAAUCUUUUAUCCUGGAUUUAUUUGAAUGUAUUAAAUAGAUUAGAAUUUGCUUAGUAUUAUUGGAAGAAAAUUCACAUUUGAGAUGCUCUGUUUUAAGGAAGCCAGAACUUGACAUUGUUUGCUAGUUACAAGGCCCCACCAGAACUCACCAACAUAUCAUUGUCUUUGAUUUGCUCGUCUAUAUUGCCUUUACAAGACGUCACCUCAGUUACUGAAUGUUUUAUGUGUUUUUGUUAUUUUCAAGAAAGACCAAAAAAUACAAUUAUGAGAAUUGUCAA